AACACAAAUUGUUAUUUCUAUUCACUUCAUUACAAUUUCGUUUCUUUCUAUUCUAUAGUGACAACAAUAAUGACCACCGCUACCUACCUCCUCUUCCUUCUUCCAAUUCUCAUAACCACCAUCACCACCACCCCAUAUCUGGUAGCCGCCGGUAAUGGUCAAUGGCAAGUACUACAAAAAAGCAUCGGCAUUGUAGCCAUGCACAUGCAACUUCUUCACAACGAUCGCAUUGUCAUAUUUGAUCGUACUGACUUUGGCUUAUCCAAACUCCCUUUACCUAACGGAAAGUGUCGUCAUGACCCCAGAGAAACCACCGUUAAAACCGAUUGCACGGCUCAUUCGGUCGAAUAUAACAUCAAAUCCAACACUUUCCGUCCAUUGUUUGUUCAAACCGACGUUUGGUGUUCAUCCGGUAGUGUGAAUCCUAAAGGAACACUUGUCCAAACCGGAGGCUACAAUGACGGAGACCGAACUAUUCGUAUGUUCGAUACUUGUAACAACUGUGAUUGGCAGGAAUUUGACGGCGGACUUGCUGCUCGGAGAUGGUAUGCCACCAAUCAUAUUCUGCCCGACGGACGUCAAAUUAUCAUUGGCGGUAGAAAACAAUUUAACUAUGAAUUUUACCCUAAAAACAACAUUGGUGUAUAUCGUUUGCCGUUUUUGGAACAGACUAAUGAUGCUGGUGCAGAGAAUAAUUUGUAUCCAUUUGUUAUUCUCAAUGUGGAUGGCAACCUCUUCAUCUUUGCUAACAACAGAGCUAUCCUCUUUGAUUAUACUAAGAAUGUAGUGGUGAGAACAUUUCCUCAAAUCCCAGGUGGGGACCCUAGGAGUUAUCCAAGCUCAGGUUCAGGGGUACUAUUGCCAUUGAAGAAUCUACAAUCAAAGUUUAUAGAAGCUGAGGUUUUGAUUUGUGGUGGAGCUCCAAAAGGAUCUUAUCAAAAAGCAUCAAAGCGUGAGUUUCUUGGAGCUUUGAAUACUUGUGCCCGAAUCAAAAUAACCGACCCAAAUCCAACAUGGGUUGUGGAGACCAUGCCUAGGGCUAGAGUAAUGGGUGACAUGGUAAUGCUCCCAAAUGGGGAUGUUUUGAUAAUUAAUGGAGCGGGUUCAGGGACGGCGGGGUGGGAAUACGGACGAGACCCAGUUCUAAAUCCGGUUCUUUACAAAACUAAUAACCCAAUAGGAGCACGAUUUGAAUUACAAAACCCAUCUCAUACACCUCGAAUGUAUCAUUCCACUGCAAUUUUGGUUCGUGAUGGUAGGGUUCUUGUUGGUGGUAGCAACCCUCACAUUGGUUACAAUUUUAACAAUGUGUUGUUUCCAACUGAACUUAGUAUCGAAGCUUUUUCUCCUUCUUACCUUGAACCUCGCUUCGCGAAUGUUCGUCCAAGGAUUGUGGCUUCUACUUCGGAAUUGCAAAAGCACGGUCAAAAGUUGGGAUUGCGAUUUCAAGUAAAAGCAGCAUUGGAUAAGAAUUUGGUAUAUGUUACGAUGUUGGCACCACCUUUUAACACACACUCAUUCUCCAUGAAUCAGAGGUUGUUGGUGUUGGAGUCAAACAAAGUGAAUAUUGUGGAGGGAACAACGUAUGAUGUUCAGGUUACUAUGCCGGGUUCACCUAUUCUUGCGCCUCCUGGAUUUUAUCUACUAUUUGUGGUUCAUAAAGAAAUUCCUAGUGAAGGAAUUUGGAUACAAAUACUUUAAUUUUCAAAUGCAACUGUGUGGUAAAUAAUAAAUUUGCUUUUAUAUUAUCAAAGAAAGUUUGUUUAUUACCCUCUCUAAUCUCUGUUAUGAGAAUUUUUUUAGAGAUUUAUUUGAUCUCAUAUACAAAAGAAGUGUAUGUUGUUAAAUGCUUCCUCUAAAAAAAAUUGUUGCUUAAUGCUUGGUUUA
This is a messenger RNA of Medicago truncatula (barrel medic), 1887 nucleotides long. Its product is annotated as aldehyde oxidase GLOX1. Lineage: Eukaryota; Viridiplantae; Streptophyta; Magnoliopsida; Fabales; Fabaceae. The coding region runs from base 70 to 1701 and encodes 543 amino acids. The record is from RefSeq and is a predicted model, not a curated record. The transcript is spliced from 2 exons.